Messenger RNA from Lodderomyces pseudojiufengensis, 1539 nucleotides. RefSeq names its product protein kinase (gene IME2). The transcript has a single exon. Lineage: Eukaryota; Fungi; Ascomycota; Pichiomycetes; Serinales; Debaryomycetaceae. The record is from RefSeq and is a predicted model, not a curated record. Gene Ontology annotation, biological process: protein phosphorylation; intracellular signal transduction. Gene Ontology annotation, molecular function: ATP binding; protein serine/threonine kinase activity. Gene Ontology annotation, cellular component: nucleus; cytoplasm. Bases 1 to 1539 code for a protein of 512 amino acids.
AUGUCAAACGUUAGAUAUUUUCCUCCUUAUAAUGAUCCACCUCCUAAAGAUGUAACAAUCCACUCCUAUCAUCAAAAAUAUCAACAAAUAAGUAACUUAGGAAAUGGUAGUUUCGGAACGGUUGAAUUGGCCAAAAUAAAGUUUUCAAAAAUCGAAUUACUAGAAUCUCACUCAAAUAAAGUUGGAACUAUGAUGUUUCCAUUAGAAGAAUCAAAACGUAACACUUCUAAUUUUGUUGCAAUCAAAACAAUGAAAAAGAAAUUGUCACAUUUCCAAGAUUAUAGUAAGGUAAAGGAAUUAAACUUUAUAUUAACGGUACCUUCACAUCCUUGUUUGGUUCAAAUAUUUGAAGUUUUUAUUGAUGAUAUUAAUUUUCAGUUACAUAUUGCAAUGGAAGCACUUAAUCAAAACUUAUAUCAAUUAAUUAAAUCAAGAAGAGCUGAUCGAUUUAGCCCAACCACAUUAAAAAGUAUUUUAAGUCAAUUAUUAUGUGCAAUUAAACAUAUUCAUAAAAAUAACUAUUUUCAUCGUGAUGUGAAACCAGAAAAUAUUCUAAUAAUUCCCACAUUACAUUAUUAUGGUUCAAAAGAUUUAGUACCUCCAUAUCGUAAAUAUGAUAAUUUCAUUAUAAAGUUAGGUGACUAUGGAUUAGCUAGACAUGCAUCAAACAUGAAACCUUAUACAGCAUAUGUUUCAACUAGAUGGUAUAGAUCUCCAGAAAUAUUAUUAAGACAAAAUUGGUAUUCCUUUCCCAUUGAUAUUUGGGCAUUUGGUACAGUAGCUGCUGAAGUUGUAAAUUUUACUCCUUUAUUUCCUGGUGCAAAUGAAUUAGAUCAAAUUUGGAAGAUUUUAAAAGUAAUUGGAUCUCCUAUGAUGCCUGAUUUUAAUCAAAUUGGUUCGAAUUAUGUUGUUCCAAUUGGAGGAUUAUGGGAAGAAGCAACAAAUUUUGCAUUAAAGUUGGGACUAAUAUUACCUAUGGAACCAGGUCUCAAAAUUACUGAAGUAGUUCAAUGUGAAUCCAAUCCUUCAUUGCUUGAAGUCAUUCGUUGUUGCUUGUUGUGGGAUCCUAAUGCUAGACCUACUGUAUUUGAAUUAAGUGAAAUGUCAUACUUUAAAGAUUUUAUUAAAAUGUUGGAGAAAAAUUAUGAAAAUGAAUCAACUCCAGAUUUGAAAUUCAAUGGUAUAUCAAAUUCCCCUUCUCUGAGAAAAACUGCAACGAUAAUUCAUGAUAAAUCGGUUUUAACUAUUAAUGAUGAAAAUGGAAUGAGCAAAGAGUUUGAAAAUUAUUUUUCGGAUUAUAUGUCACCUGACUUGAAUAAUAAUUCCGAAUUUUUAGAUGAAAGCUAUUAUGAAUGGUUCAAUGCAAAUAAAGUUGGUGGUAUUGGAGCUGACUCCAUUCCCAGGAAUAGUCGUUUAGGUGGUGACUCACAAAGACAGCUUAAAUGGGCUACAGGAUUGGCAUCCAAUAGUUCGAAUACAGUGAAUGCUUCAAAUGAUCCACAAAUUGCAAAAGGGAAAGAAACCAGAAGUAGAAAGUAG